UCGAGAGUUGAGAAAUAACGAUCGAUUCUCCCAAUGGUGGUCGCAGAAUAGCAAAACCGCAUUAAUACUUACCAUAUUCUCGGGAAUUGAUAAUGAAGCUUUGAAAGUUAUAUACUCAUAUGCUGCCGGUUAUACUGUAUUUCGUGAAAAGAGUUUCUCACAAACGGGCAAGAAACUGGUUUUAUUUGCGACCAUAUUUUCAUUAAUCAUAGAAGACUUCGCACAACUCAUAUACUUGAUCAUAUACCAAGCAGUCACCAUUAUCCCAGCUAUAAUUCCCAUAAUAGUAUUGGCUACAUGCAUACUAAUCAUAUUGCUCAAGAUCAUAUGCUUUAUUUUAUACAUGGGGCAAAAUAAUACAACUAUCGUCGGUGCAGGUCCCGAACCACAUGCAUAUG
Molecule: messenger RNA, 398 nt
Organism: Acaulospora morrowiae
Lineage: Eukaryota; Fungi; Glomeromycota; Glomeromycetes; Diversisporales; Acaulosporaceae
Source: the annotation of a GenBank genome assembly